UGCGCGGGGCUGCCGGGAUUCGGGCGCUGUGGUCUGCACUCUCCGGAGGUGGCUCCUCGGUGAGGCCGGGCUCGGCUCUGCGGAACAUGCCCUCGCCGCGCGCCCUGCCCCGCUAGCAGCUCCCGGCUUCCCGCCGCGCAGCCCCGCAGCCCUGCGCGCCGCGCCCCGCCGCAGCCAUGGGGCUACAGCCCCUGGAGUUCAGCGACUGCUACCUCGACAGCCCGUGGUUCCGGGAGAGGAUUCGCGCGCACGAAGCGGAGCUCGAGAGGACCAACAAGUUCAUCAAAGAGCUCAUCAAGGACGGGAAGAACCUCAUCGCGGCCACCAAAAGUCUUUCAGCAGCCCAGCGGAAGUUUGCUCACUCCCUCCGAGACUUUAAAUUUGAGUUUAUCGGUGAUGCUGAGACAGAUGAUGAGCGCUGCAUAGAUGCUUCCUUACGGGAAUUUUCGAACUUUCUGAAGAACCUAGAAGAACAGAGAGAAAUUAUGGCAUUAAGUGUAACUGAAACCCUGAUUAAACCCUUGGAAAAAUUCAGAAAAGAACAACUUGGAGCUGUAAAGGAAGAAAAAAAGAAGUUUGACAAAGAAACAGAAAAGAAUUACAGUUUAAUUGACAAACAUUUGAAUCUGUCAGCCAAAAAGAAAGAUUCACAUUUGCAAGAGGCAGAUCUCCAAGUGGAGCAGAAUCGGCAGCACUUCUAUGAACUGUCUCUUGAAUAUGUAUGUAAGCUUCAGGAAAUCCAAGAAAGAAAGAAGUUUGAGUUUGUGGAACCUAUGCUGUCAUUUUUUCAGGGAAUGUUUACUUUCUAUCAUCAGGGUCAUGAACUUUCCAAAGACUUCAAUCACUACAAAAUGGAACUACAGAUCAAUAUUCAGAAUACUCGGAAUCGAUUUGAGGGAACCAGGUCAGAAGUGGAGGAACUUAUGAACAAAAUCAGACAGAAUCCCAAGGACCAUAAGCGAGCAAGCCAGUUUACAGCAGAAGGCUACUUGUAUGUGCAGGAAAAAAGGCCUGCUCCAUUUGGGUCCAGCUGGGUCAAACACUACUGCAUGUAUCGGAAAACAGCCAAGAAGUUCAAUAUGAUCCCAUUUGAACAUAGAUCUGGGGGAAAACUGGGAGACGGAGAGGUGUUCUUUUUGAAAGAAUGCACCAAAAGGCACGCUGACUCCAUUGACAGAAGGUUUUGCUUUGACAUUGAAGCUGCUGACAGGCCUGGCAUUCCUUUGACUGUGCAGGCGUUUUCCGAAGAGGAAAGGAAGCAGUGGUUGGAAGCUCUGGGUGGAAAAGAAGCUCUGUUCCAUAGUUUUAAUAGAGCCAUCAUCCCAAGAGCAGAAGGAGGUGCACAGUUGGAUAAGAUGGGAUUCACAGUUCUCAGAAAGUGCAUCAGUGCUGUUGAAACACGAGAUGUAAAAACAUGCAAUGAGCUGGACCUGGAGAAUUCUGUAGAUUGGGAAGUGAAGACAAUAACAAGUGCCCUGAAACAGUAUUUGAGGAGUCUUCCAGAGCCUCUCAUGACUUAUGAGCUACAUGGAGACUUCAUUGUUCCAGCCAAAAGUGGCAGCCCUGAAUCUCGUGUUAAUGCCAUCCAUUUUUUGGUGCACAAACUGCCAGAGAAAAACAAGGAGAUGUUGGACAUUUUGGUGAAACAUCUAACAAAUGUGUCAAAUCACUCCAAGCAGAAUCUAAUGACUGUGGCAAAUUUAGGAGUGGUGUUUGGGCCAACUCUGAUGAGGCCACAGGAAGAAACUGUCGCUGCCAUCAUGGAUUUGAAGUUUCAGAAUAUUGUUGUAGAAAUCUUAAUUGAAAACCACGAAAAGAUUUUUGGGAGCUUGCCUGAUACUUCAUUCCCUGAGCCCACCUGCCUGUCAGUGUCACCCCCAAAUGCUCCACCACGGCAGUCAAAGAGACAAGGACAGAGGACGAAGAGACCUGUGGCUGUGUAUAAUCUUUGUCUUGAGCUGGAAGAUGGUGAUAAUCCCAACCCUCUCAAGGAGGACACCCCGACCAGCAGUCAAGACUCACUUUCCUCUCCAUCUCCCACGACUUCAGCUGCCCAUGGGCCUCCUAGACCAGACAAAAAUCACCUUUUGGCAGAUGGCGGGAGCUGUGGGGACUGGGCAUCUGCUAUGCCAAGCCAGACCCGACCAUCUAUGGUGCAGUGGCUAAACCUGCAGUCUCCAACCACACCAAGUUCCAGCCCAGCCCUUACACCUCCUUCACCCAGGUCAUCACCAUUCCCCCUCUCUCCUGCUGCCUCCAUUGUGGACAAGCUGCCAGAAUGCGUUAUCAAUCGCAAGGCCCGCGCAGUGUACCCAUGUGAGGCAGAACACAGCUCGGAAUUAUCCUUUGAAAUAGGAGCAAUUUUCGAGGAUGUUCAAACUUCGAGGGAACCUGGCUGGCUGGAAGGGACCCUGAAUGGCAAGAGAGGGCUGAUUCCACAGAAUUACGUCAAGCUGCUGUAGCUCCUGGCCUCAGAGGGCCCCUGCUCAUCCUGGCACCUGUGCACCGCCUGGGGGCAGCACCCACAUGCCAUAGCCACGCUCAGGAACUUCAGAUCACCAUGGGCACUCCAGGGCUGGGGAGGAGGGUGGAACGCACGGCACAGGACAGGGCAGAUGUGUGCAUGAGGAGAGCGUGGCCAGUGUGGACGAAUGGAUUCUUGUCUGGCAGGCAUUGGGACUUGUGGUUUUUGAUUAUCCAGCCUGUGAAACAGAGGGAGGGCAGCCCUCACCAGCAGCCGCACCACCAGACUGACCUGGGAGGAUCCUGCUCUGCAUGUACCUGCUCUUGGGUUUUAAAGGGAACUGUACUGCUCCUGCACUGUGUGUGCAGGGCAUGUGUGGCCCUGGUAGCUGAGGUGUGCAGAGGACUGCUGUUGUGCAGGGGAGUUGGUCAACCUGGAGGGAAGCAGAGAGAAGCUUUUUCCAUGUCUCCCCAUCCCGCUUGGCCUGCUCACGGCAGCUGCACUGAGUUCAUACAUAUGCUUACCACAGCCUUCUCCAGGUGCUCCUCACCUGGACGCUGUUUGCCCUGUGCCACCUUGUUACCCCAGAGCCCCUCUGUAAAUGAAAUAAAAUGUAAUUUACUA
Messenger RNA from Nannospalax galili (Upper Galilee mountains blind mole rat), 3088 nucleotides. It is a transcript of the gene Arhgap10, whose product is annotated as Rho GTPase activating protein 10. NCBI's taxonomy places the organism in Eukaryota, Metazoa, Chordata, Mammalia, Rodentia, Spalacidae. The coding region runs from base 177 to 2462 and encodes 761 amino acids. The record is from RefSeq and is a predicted model, not a curated record. Gene Ontology annotation, biological process: signal transduction. Gene Ontology annotation, molecular function: GTPase activator activity; protein binding. Gene Ontology annotation, cellular component: cytoplasm. The transcript has 22 exons.